AUGUCCUCGUGUCAGAGUAUCCAAAUGUCCCUCGUCAACCUCAGACUCCUUUGCGUAGCCGCGAGCAGCAUUAGCUUGCAUCUGGCUUCGACGGCCCCUAAUCCACCAUUGCGCUCAGAAGAGCGCAUCACCAAGCCGACGCAUGUGGAGAAAAUCCUCGGGUCCUGGUUUCUGAGGACGGCACAAACUACGUUAUUCUGGGUCUUGAUGGUGGCAGAAGGCGUUGCGACAACAAACCACCUCGCCCGUCCCGAGUCCGGGCUGCUCAAUAUGGCACUGGGUGUGGUGUUCAUGGUUGGUGGGGCGUCGCUGCGCCGCUGGUGCUACCACGAGCUUGGCCAGCAAUUCACCUUUGAACUGGGGCUCCUCAAAGACCACCAACUAAUCACCACAGGCCCCUACCGAUUUGUGCGACAUCCCAGCUACGCUGCGGCGUUGUUGGUCUAUUUCGGCCUCUUUGUGGCUAGCCCCGGCUCCUGGGUGAUGGACGGAUUCUUUCGCAGCAGCAUCUCUGGCAGGCUGCUUGGGUCACUGUACAUGUGCUUCGUGCUCUUUGUCAUCACGGGUCUCGUCCUGCGAAUCCCCAAGGAGGAUGCCAGCUUGAAGGAGAAAUUCGGGGAGGAGUGGGAUCAUUGGGCCGCAAAAACAUAUGCCUUAAUUCCCGGAAUGUUUUAG
This is a messenger RNA of Mycena indigotica, 675 nucleotides long. RefSeq lists its product as uncharacterized. Gene Ontology annotation, cellular component: membrane. Bases 1 to 675 code for a protein of 224 amino acids. Gene Ontology annotation, molecular function: protein C-terminal S-isoprenylcysteine carboxyl O-methyltransferase activity. The transcript has 2 exons. The record is from RefSeq and is a predicted model, not a curated record. Gene Ontology annotation, biological process: C-terminal protein methylation. Lineage: Eukaryota; Fungi; Basidiomycota; Agaricomycetes; Agaricales; Mycenaceae.